Messenger RNA from Arvicola amphibius (Eurasian water vole), 2589 nucleotides. RefSeq names its product anoctamin 10 (gene Ano10). Gene Ontology annotation, cellular component: plasma membrane. The coding region runs from base 144 to 2123 and encodes 659 amino acids. NCBI's taxonomy places the organism in Eukaryota, Metazoa, Chordata, Mammalia, Rodentia, Cricetidae. Gene Ontology annotation, molecular function: chloride channel activity. The transcript has 13 exons. The record is from RefSeq and is a predicted model, not a curated record. Gene Ontology annotation, biological process: chloride transmembrane transport.
CCGGUCGUUGACGCCCCCUGGCGGCCUAGAGCGCCACGCCCAGGUCGCGCGUCCAGUCUGCCCCGCCUCACCGCCGCAGUCGGGUUCUCCCUGCUCGGGCCGCCCCCGAGGACGCUGCGUGGGCGGCCGUAAGCUAGUCAAAGAUGAGAGUGACUUUAUCAACUUUGGACACUUGUGAAAGCUCCUUCACACCCCUGGUGGUCAUAGAACUUGCCCAGGAUGUCAAAGAAGAAACCAAAGAAUGGCUCAAAAGCAGAAUUGUCGCUAAAAAGAAAGAUGGAGGUGCCCAGUUGCUGUUUAGACCACUGUUAAGUAAGUGUGAAAAGGAAACAGUAGGAAACCAGAAUUUGUACCUCGUUGGUGCCUCCAACGUCAGACUGUUGCUUGGGGCGGAAGCGGUGGGGCUGGUGAAGGAGUGCACAGAUGCUGCCAUGCGGGCCUUCACCUACGGGACCCGCCACAGCUUCAAAGGCUUCCAUGAUAACAAUGGCGACUUCCUCACAAUGGCCGAGAGUCAGUUCAUCAUCAAACAUGAACUUGAGAAUCUCAGAGCUAGAGAUGAGAAGAUGAUCCCCGGUUACCCGCAGGCCAAACUGUACCCCGGGAAGUCACUGAUGAGGAGACUGCUCACGUCCGGCAUCGUGACCCAGGUGUUUCCACUGCACGACAGUGAGGCCCUGAAGAAGCUUGAGGACGCCUGGUAUACUCGCUUUGCUCUGAAGUACCAGCCCAUAGACAGCAUUCGCAGCUACUUUGGGGAGACAAUCGCUCUGUACUUUGGGUUUUUGGAGUAUUUCACCUUUGCCUUAAUCCCCAUGGCCGUCAUCGGGGUGCCCUACUACCUGUUUGUGUGGGAAGACUACGACAAGUACGUCAUCUUUGCCUCGUUCAACCUCAUCUGGUCCACAGUGAUCCUGGAGGUUUGGAAGCGUGGCUGUGCCAACAUGACCUACCGCUGGGGGACACUGGUCAUGAAGCGGCAGUUUGAGGAGCCCCGGCCUGGGUUUCAUGGGGUCCUGGGCAUCAAUUCUGUCACGGGCAGGGAAGAACCCCUCUACUCCAGCUACAAGAGACAGCUGCGCAUCUACCUGGUCUCCCUGCCGUUUGUGUGCCUCUGCCUCUACUUCUCCCUCUAUGUCAUGAUGAUCUACUUCGACAUGGAGGACUGGGUCUUGAGUCUCCACGAGGACAAUGAGUCUGUGUGGACCAGCCUUCUGCUGUAUGUGCCCAGUAUUGUGUAUGCCAUUGUGAUCGAGGUCAUGAACCGCCUCUACCGGUACGCUGCUGAGUUUCUGACAUCUUGGGAGAAUCACAGAUUGGAAUCUGCCUACCAGAAUCAUCUUGUCCUGAAAGUGUUGGUGUUCAACUUUCUGAAUUGUUUCGCCUCGCUCUUCUACAUCGCCUUCGUCCUGAAGGACAUGAAGCUCCUGCGCCAGAGCUUGGCCACACUCCUGAUCACCUCCCAGAUCCUGAACCAGGCUGUGGAAUCUCUUCUUCCUUACUGGCUCCAACGGAAGCAUUGUGCCGUGGUGAAGAGGAAGGUGCGGGCUUUAAAGGUGGACAUGGAUACAACCUUGUAUGAGCAAGUCCUCCUGGAGAAGGAAAUGGGAACUUACCUGGGAACCUUCGAUGAUUACUUGGAGCUCUUCCUGCAGUUUGGCUAUGUGAGCCUUUUCUCCUGCGUCUACCCAUUAGCAGCUGCCUUUGCUGUGCUAAAUAACUUCACGGAAGUCAACUCAGAUGCCUUGAAAAUGUGCAGGGUCUUCAAACGGCCGUUUGCAGAACCUUCAGCCAGUAUUGGUGUAUGGCAGUUGGCCUUUGAAACGAUGAGUGUUAUAUCUGUGGUCACUAACUGUGCUCUGAUCGGAAUGUCGCCACAAGUGAAUGCAGUCUUCCCAGAAUCCAAAACAGACCUGGUUUUGAUCGUAGUGGCUGUGGAGCAUGCCCUCUUGGCUUUGAAGUUCAUCCUUGCCUUUGCCAUCCCUGAUAAACCACGGCACAUCCAGAUGAAACUGGCCAGAUUGGAAUUCGAAUCUUUGGAGGCCCUCAAGCAGCAGCAAAUGAAACUGGUGGCGGAAAACCUGAAGGAGGAGUCCCAGGAAGACAGAAGGGAAGCUACCUGAGCCCCAGAGUGCUGGCCGUCCUGUCCCCAGCCUCCUGAGGAACACCUGCAUCACACCUGCACAGGGCGGAGUACCACCUGAACUCGGGCCAGGUGCUCGGCUGUGUGAAGUGAUGGACACAGUGGGCACCCUGACCCUGCAAGGACUGGUUCUGUGGGAGAAGAGGCUGGGACCCUUGGUGGCUCCCUGGUGCCCUCUCAUCUGGACCCUCCCAGGGCCCCAUGCCCCCCUCCGGCUGCCUCACUUCACUCCAGAGCCUCGGCUGCCCUUGAGCUCCUUCCCUAUGGAGUCGCCAGCUUUCCACAUGGCAUCCACAGGGCCCACGGUGGGGUGGUGGCUUACGGUCUGUGCCCACUAUACCAAUUCUCAGAAGCCAUGCUGAGGGGUCCCCACACCUGAGCGCCUCUUGGUUCUCUAUGGCAGUGUGUUAACUGACUCUGAGCUAUUAAAGGCGGCCCUCACCCGA